AUGAGCUCUACUGGUAGCUCUCAUUCAUUCUCAAAGACAGUCAAUAAUCGCAUUGCUAACAGACAGUUUGAUCCACCGGAUGGAGGCUAUGGAUGGUGUGUUAUGUUUGGGAGUUUUCUAAUUUUUGUUCUUCUCGGUGGUGUGUUCUACUCAUUUGGCGUGCUAUAUGUGGCGUUGUUGGACUCGUUCAAUGCAUCUAAUGCUAAUACAGCAUUGGUAGGAACGUUCUCGUGUAGUAUGGGAAUUAUCGGCAAUGGUGUGUCUAUGACAUUAUGUAAUCGAUAUGGGCACCGCAAGAUUCUGAUGGUUUCUGGAAUAUGUUCUUCAAUAGGAUUUGUUAUUUGUUCUUUUACAACUUCAUUGAGACAAAUAUAUGUUGUGUAUGGAGUUUUUAUAAGUUUCUUGUACUGGAUAACAUCUUUUCCUGCAAUAUCUAUGAUUCGUGAAUAUUUUUCUAAGAAAAUGCCAAUGGCUAUAGGACUGGCCCUUUCCGGAACUGGUGCAGGGCAGUGUAUAUUUUCCAUUUUAACACAAAUUCUUCUUGACAAUUAUGGAUGGCGAGGGACGUUGAUUGUCCUUGGGGGAACUUCUUUACAUUUCUGUUUAGCAGGUGCACUAUUUAGGCCGACAAAAUAUUAUUAUCGACUCACAAAACCACCAGCCCAAUAUACCAAAAUAACCGAAAGAGCAACCACCUUCGAGGACACAGAGAAUCACGACUUGUAUGUGGCUGACAAAUUCAAUCAACGCGUCUCAAACCCUGAUGACUCUGAUAGUAAUUUUAGUGAAAAGCCUGCCGCAACUACAGUGCAACUGAAGAAGAAAGCGAGCAGAAGCUGUUGCAUCACUGGUUUGAGAAAUCUUCAGACUGUAUUUAAGUCAAUGUGUGACCUACCGCUUUUUAGAAAUGUUGUGUUCUUGCUGUUGAUAUUAUCCGUACUCGGUUCUACAUGGUCACAGUUAAACGUGCCAAAGAUUAUGGAAUCCCCAGCUUUAAAAGUUCAAGUUUACCAGCAAUCAUGGGUCUUACUCAGUUUGUUGGAAGAAUAUUCUGGGGGAGUUGGAGGAAGUCUACUAAAAGUUCAACCUCAUAUAUUGUACGGUGCUGGCAUGGUGAUUUCUGGGAUUGCAACAGUGGUUAGCAUCCAUAGCAAAACGUAUGAAGGGCAAUUAGCGUUUGCUAUUGUAUUUGGUGCUGGUAUGGCGUGCUAUAUUCCCAUGUUGCCUGUUGUUGUACAUUAUUUCUUUCCUGUGAGAUACGACCGUGCUCUUUCUAUUUGCUUGCAAACCCAGGCAUUAGCGAUGAUGAUUGGAACUCCGAUUGCUGGUGUGAUGCGUGAUGUUCUAGGAAAUUAUGACGCUGCAUUUUACAUGGUGGCAGCAGUCUUAAUGGUGUCAGCUAUUUGUAGCUUUCUCAUGCCAAUUGCAGAUAAAUACAUUGAGUAUAGAAAUGCCAAUAUAAGAAGAGACAAUUCAUUGCCGGGGACGGGAAAAGAACAGAAUACAGAUUUAGUUUGUUAUAAUGAAGACAUGGCUUCAAUUACAACAGUUUAA
Saccoglossus kowalevskii is the source of this 1554-nucleotide messenger RNA. RefSeq names its product monocarboxylate transporter 13-like. The record is from RefSeq and is a predicted model, not a curated record. Gene Ontology annotation, biological process: transmembrane transport. Gene Ontology annotation, molecular function: monocarboxylic acid transmembrane transporter activity. Lineage: Eukaryota; Metazoa; Hemichordata; Enteropneusta; Harrimaniidae.